Molecule: messenger RNA, 1609 nt
Organism: Empidonax traillii (willow flycatcher)
Lineage: Eukaryota; Metazoa; Chordata; Aves; Passeriformes; Tyrannidae
Exons: 4
Coding region: 554-1462 (302 amino acids)
Biological process (GO): protein ubiquitination
Molecular function (GO): metal ion binding; ubiquitin protein ligase activity
Source: RefSeq, a predicted model, not a curated record
CUAAUACUGCAGAUGUGAAUCCAAAACCCUGCCAGAGUUGCUGGUAUGGACUCUGCUGAUGGCUAUCUUAAACUCAAAUCUUCUCACAGCAUUAGGGAAAGAUCACAGAAUGGAUGUGGGUGCAGAGAACCUUGGAGGGUCUCUGGUCCCAGCUUCUGCCUAAACUGGGUUGGCGCUGGGGUUAGACCAGGUGCUCAGGGCUUUGUCCAGAUGGGGCUUGAAACCACCAAGCAGAGAGAUGGCGAAAACCUCACUGGGAAACCUGCCCCCUGCCAGUCUAUCCUCAUGGGGGAAGGAGGACCCUGGUCUCCAGCCUGAACUGCCCAGUUUUAGCUGAACUGCCUGCAGUGUGGGAAGGCCUGCUGCUACAACAAUGGGAAGUGGAGGCUGAUGUCACCAAGCUGUGAACUGUGACAUCACCAGGUGAUGGACUGUGACCUCACUUCCCUCACAGCUUAUCUUGGGAAGCCUGGGGGACAGAAUGCCUUUUGUGCUGUCACUGGGUUUGGAGGCUGAUGUCACUGGGGAGUAGAUUGUGACAUCACAGUGUAUUAUGACAUCUUAUCCCUUCUGCUUCUGUGUGUGCAGAGCUGGGCCUGUCUGGUCGCAGGUUGAACUUCAUGUGAGCAAGACACUGAAGUCUGGAGAAUCAAGCCAGGCUUGUCCAGUGCUGGCUGGCACCUGGCAUUGGCAGAUCUCAGUGCUAGUCCCAAGGCCAUCACUCCUAGCCCUGCCUGGUUCAGGCAGCCAAGCACUGUGGGUGUUGGCAGCAGUGAAGUGUGUGACAUCAGUGAAGGGGACACUAUCCCUACCUGAGCAGAGGGCCUCAGGGCUGGAGUUUGGGGGUGGCCUUCUUCCUGAGGUCUGGGCAGGACUUUUCCGUGAACGGCAGCAGCUCCUGGACCCUGUGCGGCCUUGGCUGCGCCAGAGGCUGGAGGGAAUAUACCGGAGCUGGUGGUGGCUGGUUGAGGCCGCAGAGAGCACCAUUCUGCACGACCUCUGUGUCAAAGGACCAAAUGCACAGGCCUUGAUUGAGGGGCUGGAGCCUCUCCUUGAGCAACACACAGCACUGCUGGUCCAUGGUGUUAUCAACAUCAUUGUGGCCCAGUGCAGCGGGGAGGCCCAGAGGCUGCUGCGCUCUGGUGCAGUCAGAGACGAGAACAACAGCCCUGUGGCCAGAGCCAGCUCCAGCUCCAGCAGCUCCAACUCCAACAGCUUCAGGACCAGCAUAAGGUCCUGGGAUAAGAUUCCCACCAGUGGCCCCAAAGGCUAUAACUCGGAGGAGGAAGUCGGCAAGUUGGAGGCUGUUUCUCGCAGAGGUCCCAGGCAUACCCCACCUGUGCCUGUCCCCACAAAGCAGGACCAGCCCCAGGAGGAGCUGGGGAAGGCAAUGACAGUGGCAGGUCCCUCUUCCCAGGGCAGCAGACGCAGCCCCUCUGCUCCCAGUCAGGGCAGGGAGUGAUUGCCCAGGGGAUCCUGGUACCCUCCAAACAGGAAGGUGCUCAGCUCCCAGGACUCUCCUCAGCCCUGCAAGAGGCUGUCCCACUGGCAGCAUUAGCAGAGCUCUUGCAACUCUUUAUUCAAGAAAAGGGAAAUAAAUUGUUAUUUC